Molecule: messenger RNA, 1431 nt
Organism: Trichophyton verrucosum HKI 0517
Lineage: Eukaryota; Fungi; Ascomycota; Eurotiomycetes; Onygenales; Arthrodermataceae
Exons: 3
Coding region: 1-1431 (476 amino acids)
Source: RefSeq, a predicted model, not a curated record
AUGGCUCUCCCUGCCCAUAGAAGCCAUACUUGCAAUCUGAAAUACGAUACAUCAGCUCGACCGUCCGAAAUGGGCUCCAUUUUUUCGGACCACGCCUCUUACACUCCACUUGGACAUUUAGACUCCACGCCAGACUACUGGUCGUCCAUAUCCAGCAUCGAUGAUGAUACACUCAGUAUCGCACCGGUUUCUCAACAGGCGAGACUUGAAGACAUCAUCGGGAUUACCCUCGAGCGUACAUGUUAUGGAUUCGCUCCAAGCCAAGGACGCCGCUGCCGCAACCCUAUCGCUCAGCACAGCCUAAACAACGCAUUAGGGUUACUGAAUCUAGGGAAUGAGCAGCUUUGUAAUGGACAAGACAUAUCUCAGACCCUUGAACGGCUAGCUACCCUUGUCCUUUGCAGGAGGAAUCAUCAAUACCAGGCCGUGACUGUAGCCCGGCGGUGGGCGGAGAUGGUGGCUUCUUCAUUGGCGCAAGGACAACCCGCCUAUGUUACCCCUACUCGCUCUCCUCCCUCACAGCGACAGUCAGCGUAUGCUAGCCAGCCUAGGACCAGACGAGUUCGUGUUCCAAUACCACCAAGGAGUGUAGUUUUUGGUGGACGCACAAGUGAUCAAAGAGACACAUCCUCUGGACACACUACCGUUGUGCCAGUCCCUCGUCCAACCAUUUCUCGACAGUCUACUUCACAGCCUCCUAUUGCCCACCUUCCCACCGCUCAAUCUAAUUCAUCCCGUACCACUCCCGUUCGAUAUGGCACCAGGAAAUUUAUCAAACCUAACGAGGAUUGCCCAAGGAAUGGAAACGAUCGUUUAGCGAUCACGUUCAACCUAGCUGUCCCUGCUGAGGAAGAAGAAGAAGAAGAAGAAUCUACUACAGACAGUAAUGAUUCUCGUAAUACUACCCAACCGCUUCCAUAUGCGAGUCGCGGUUCUUCUGAGCAGGAUAGCAGUGGACAGUCAAAUGAGGAGCAACUGGAGGAUGAAGAGACCAGUUCGGAAGAUUCUAACCCGGCAGAGGAGAAUCCCGUUGCAUAUACUCUAUCCGAUAAUGGAGGUUCCGCAGCCAGCAGCAUAGAAGCUGUAGACCAGGUGGAACCAGGAGGAGCUGGAACCGAUCUGGAGAACCCUAACAUAGAAUACCACACACUACUGCCGGAGAAUAACAACACAUCAACCUCAGCACUAAUACCAGCUCCGGAUUCUACUGGAGAAACGCCAUCUCAGCCCAUCCUUGAGCAAUAUAUCAGUCCUAGUGUUGACAGUAGCAUCGCCGGAACCUAUACACAUGCUGCUACACAGACCGAAAUCUCAAUUCCAAAAUAUAUAAAUCGGGAUGAUAAAGAUGAUGACCCUGAUCAUGGCUGUUGCCUUGGCCCUCUAGUGAAUAUUUGGCAUAGGGUGUCUAGCACUUUGUUGAAACUUUCCUAA